Pristis pectinata (smalltooth sawfish) is the source of this 1242-nucleotide messenger RNA. Its product is annotated as ADP-ribosylation factor-like protein 13B. The coding region runs from base 1 to 1242 and encodes 413 amino acids. The transcript has 9 exons. Gene Ontology annotation, molecular function: GTP binding; GTPase activity. Lineage: Eukaryota; Metazoa; Chordata; Chondrichthyes; Rhinopristiformes; Pristidae. Gene Ontology annotation, biological process: receptor localization to non-motile cilium; non-motile cilium assembly. The record is from RefSeq and is a predicted model, not a curated record. Gene Ontology annotation, cellular component: ciliary membrane; non-motile cilium.
AUGUUCAGUUUAAUUGCAAACUGCUGCACCUGGGCUCGGAAAGUUCAGGAGCCAAUAAGGAAUGUCACUCUGCUGAUCCUCGGACUGAGUAGUGCAGGGAAAACUUCAAUACUCAAAGGAAUACAGAAAGAAUCUCCUUACCUCAUUCGUCCAAAUGGCACAUUUUCCAGGACUGAUCUCAUGGUAGAUCGAUUUAAUGUGACAAUAUUUGACCUUAGUGGUGGAGAGAAAACCCGCUGUACUUGGAAGAAUUAUUACUCUGCAGUUCAUGGCCUUAUUUUCAUCAUUGACUCUACGGAUGUGAAACGAAUGGAGGAAGCUGGAAAGGUUCUAUCAGAAGUAAUGAAGCAUGAAAAGAUGUCAGGGAAGCCUGUCCUCAUACUUGCAAACAAACAGGAUAAAGCUGAGGCCCUACCAGAGCUUGACAUUAUUGAACAGAUGUCCCUGGGGAAACUGGCUAAUGAAAAUAAAUCCAUCUGUCAUAUUGAACCAUGUUCAGCCACCCUGGACUAUGCUGAGAAAAAACUGGACAAGACCAUAUUGAAAGGGCUUCGCUGGCUUCUUCGUGCUAUUGCCAAAGACUACACCAGUUUGUGUACACGGGUGCUCCAUGAUACCGUGCUGCCUAAGAGCAAAGUUAAAGAAAGACCAGAGGGAGCACAGCCAAUAUGCAGGAUACAAGGAGAAAGAAAAAGACACACUAAAGUUGGUUUGGAGAAGCAAAAGAGUAGACAUCUGAAAGACCCUGAAGCCAUAACUCACAUGAAGAUCAACUCAUUUAAGCAUUUAAAUAACGUCAUCAGUGCUGAGAAUGAAGAAAAAAUCAAAAAUGCUUUUGUGACCAAGAAAAGAAAGAAGAAAAUCAAGUUUUCUGGCAGCAAUCUGAGUAUGACUCGAACAAAGAGGCUAUUGGAUCGAAGCACUUCUUCCUCAGACACAACUAACAAUACUCUUGGAUCCUGCAAAGAGAGGAGUGAGGGAGAUGAUGGAGGUGCCCAUCAGUUGGAUAAUUCUUAUCAAGCAGAAAAGAACACACUGAUGCCAAGCUCUGUGAACACAGAAGCUGUUACUGAUUCGGAAAAGAAAAAUAAGGGGAAGAAAUUAAAGAAGAAAUGCAAAAACAAGAUCAAUUCAGCUGACACUGAAGACGACUUUUCCAGAAAUGUGGAUUUAACGGCACCUCUGGAUCUCUACAGAAAAGCACUCCUUGCAUUAAAGACCAGACCUCGAGCUAACAACUAA